CUCAUCUUAUUCAGUUCUUACCGUUCAACAAAAUAUUCCAGAAAAGUCGGGACUAUUACGACAAUCUAAUCUUGUUUUUGACUUUUUCGCUCGACGUCUCUUUAUACAAUUUUUCGGUUGUAAAAAAUCACGCAGAAGUUUUGUCAACUGCCGUCGAAAUGCUCAAUAGAAACAAAAUGGUUUUAGAAAUUAAUAAUUAUGCGGUGACGCCUUCCUCACUUUUGGAAGAUAAUCUUCAACCUCUUCGUUCCGAAAAAAUUGAGAUUUUGAGAUUGAAAUUAAAAACUGCGAAAGAUAUUUACCAGAAAGAGUUAAACCAAAUUAGAGCAAUAACGUACCCAAGACAAAACGCUUUAUUCAAAAUGUUGGAAAAAACGAAAAUAACCGCAAAAACUCAUUGCGUCGAUGCUUCUGACAAUCAGACGCGUUUUGUUUGUGUUUAUUAUGAAAUUACCUCUCACGGGACACUGAAAUAUGCUUGUACUCAAAAAACACUCGAAAAUUUUGCGUUGUGGCUCUUUGACCCGCUGUCACCCUGUGCCGGGGACAUCAUUUCUUUUUCGAAAAAGUGUUAUUUACCAGAUCUCAUUCCCAUAUUGAAUCGAAUGCGCGAUACCAUCACACGAGAAUACUCCAUUACAAAUCAAGAGCAUAUCAUGUGUAUAGAUUUUCUUAUUGAGCGUGUUGCGUUCAUUGGGUUCUUCAAGCGGUGUCGACCCGUCACGGCAUGUCAGGACCCCACUUUUUCGAAUGACGAAAUUCUAAGCCGUCAACAAGUUGAACGCUUUGAAGAUUGUGAUGAGGUAUUGAAGAAGAAGCGAAUGCUGUUGAAAAGGUGUUGGAAUGACUUUACAUGGAAUGGGGAUUUUCACAGUGAAAUAGGGGAGUGUAGUGGCUUGGAAGUGAUUAGAACCCCACUUGAUGUCUUUGAUAUUGUCGACUGUAUUGUCGCAAAUGUCCCACAACACGCAAAAAGACAACCCGAUGCAGAUGAAUUGCUCCAACAUGUCGCGUGGAUCAUCGCU
Messenger RNA from Entamoeba invadens IP1, 1025 nucleotides. RefSeq lists its product as hypothetical. The annotation marks the transcript as partial. NCBI's taxonomy places the organism in Eukaryota, Evosea, Mastigamoebida, Endamoebidae. The record is from RefSeq and is a predicted model, not a curated record. The transcript is spliced from 3 exons.